Molecule: messenger RNA, 1305 nt
Organism: Talaromyces proteolyticus
Lineage: Eukaryota; Fungi; Ascomycota; Eurotiomycetes; Eurotiales; Trichocomaceae
Exons: 1
Coding region: 242-1159 (305 amino acids)
Source: RefSeq, a predicted model, not a curated record
GUCGGCUGGGGACCCAGCCUGUUGCCUAAUAAUAUAAUAUAUCUAAAAUACCGCAAGUGGUCAGUGAAAUAUGAGCAUCUGCAGUCUGGUGCGGAGAUAAGAUAAAACCGAAACACGUGACACUUUCUGUUCCCCUCCUUGUAUUAUAAAAAGGAGCAGGAACUCUUGGAAUACCACAUCCAUUGUGAUGUUUUGUUGUCAUCUCCCAAGCAUCUUAAUUCAUUUCAAGCCCUAGGACCUCAUGUCUACUGUGAUUGUGUUUGGACCAACAGGCAGUGUCGCCUCUGUGGCGGCAGCCACUGCCCAGAAGCAUGGCGCAACGGUUGUUCUGGCCAUGCGUAAUCCACAAAAGCCCAUUCCUGGUCUGACUCCGGAGCGUGAGCAAGAGCUCGGUUUUAAAAGGGUCAAAGCCGAUUUGACCGACCCCGACAGUGUCGCAGCGGCUGUCGCGGGCUCGGGGGCGAAGCGGGCAUUCAUCUAUCUUGCCGUGGGCUCUCCAGACCAUAUGCGGUCCACCCUCACAGCCCUUAAAUCUGCAGGUAUUGAAUUUGUGGUCUUCCUGAGUAGUUACACUAUCGGGGGAGAGCUGCGCGACGUUCCACCCACUGAACUGAUCGCUUACUCCCAUGCACAAGUGGAGAUCAGCCUCGAUGAGGUCUUUGGAGAGGAAAAUUACGUGGCUUUGCGACCUGGCACGUUUGCCACGAAUAUAUUGCGAUUCAAAGAUGGUAUUAAUGCUGGUGAGGUGAAGAUUUUUGGCUCUCAUUUCCAAUUGGAUGGUAUCACACCUGGAGACAUGGGCGAAGUCGGUGGUACUAUUCUGGUGCAAGGACCCAAAAACGGGCAACGUAAGGUGUAUCUGUACGGUCCGCAAGUCGUAACCCAGGGAGAUGCUAUUCAGACAGCCGGAAAGAUCUUGGGUAAGGACGUUAAGAUUACGGGCCUUUCCAAACAAGAGGGUUUGGACCAGUUUCUACAGAAUGGUAUUCCCAAACCUUACGCAGAUUAUAUGAUUCGAGUACUUGCUGCUCCUGAUGAGCAUCAAAUCGUACGUUCAAACUAUGAAAUUGGUGUUGAAAACGUCCAGUUGUACACAGGGAAGCCGAGCAUGAGGUUCGAAGAGUGGGUGGGAUUAAACAAGGAACUUUUCAGUUCUUAAGAUCUUGGCCGUUCGCUUUUCAAAAGUUGUGCAAUGAACCAGCCAUUUAAUCUAGAGCUGCACCGAAAAGGAGGAUAGCUUUUUUGACGAAAGGCAACGGGAUAACUCGAUUAUACUUGCAAUAUAUGCAUUUUAAUCUUUAUUCU